AUGAGUCGACAUUGGAAUCCACCAAAAUCCUCUUUAGACAAGGGAGUUGGUGGUCUAACCCUAGAAGACGUCAGCGAUGACACGGUGGCCACAUCAGCACGAUACGUGUUCGAAGAAGGUCCCCAGACGGAGCCCCUGGUUCCUCCCAUCUAUCAUUCAUCUACCUACAAACUGAAGAGUGUCGACGACUACCAAGAUAUAAUCAGCAAGGGAGGAUAUAUUUAUUCCCGUUGGAACAACUUAAACAACUUGGAGAAAGGGGAGGGAACUCUUGUCUACAACACAGGCAUGGCUAGUAUAGCAACUGCGCUGUUCGGAUUCCUCAAGUCGGGUGACCAUAUCGUCGUCAGUAUACCUUGCUACGCUGGUGUCUACGACAUCGCCAAGAACAUUUGUCCAAAGUUUAACAUCGAAGUGACGUUCAUACAAUCCGGAUGUGAUGUAGAUGAGUACAGAAAAUACGUCAAAUCGAACACCCGGAUGCUGUAUGGGGAGACUCCCUGUAACCCUAGUAUGGCCCUCCUGGACCUGGCAGGGUUUGGGAAAUUGGGUAGAUCUCUCAACAACGUGAUUACAAUAGUGGACAGCACGUUUGCUGGCCCGUACCUCCAGAGCCCGAUACAACACGGAGUCGACAUUUCUGUACAAAGCUGCACCAAGUACUUGGGCGGUCACAGCGAUCUAACAGCGGGAAGUUUGACCUUCAGAACGAAGGAUCUUUGGCAAGAAGCCAUACGCUACCAAAACACGCUUGGAAGUGGCCUCUCGCCACACGAUGCCAGCUUGUUACUUCGAGGCAUAAAGACACUUCCAAUACGGAUGGAACGUCAUAGCUCCAAUGGACAAAAAGUAGCUGAGUUCCUGGAGAAACAUCCUAAGAUUGAAUGUGUCAUGUACCCAGGCCUGCCGUCUCAUCCCCAGCACGCGGUGGCCAAGAAACAAAUGAAGCUGUUUGGGGGUAUGAUAUCGUUUGUGGUGAAAGGUGGAUUAGAGGGAGGAAAAGCUCUUGUAGAGGGACUUCACAUCAUACACCUGGCAGUGUCACUAGGAGGUGUGGAGAGCCUCAUAGAACAUCCGGGUACUAUGACACACGGAUCAUUGGCCCUGACUGACGAAGACAGACGAAGUAGUGGGAUAUCUGACGGACUGAUAAGAUUAAGUGUUGGAUUGGAGGACCCCGAUGAUUUGAUACGGGACCUAGGACAAGCUUUAGAAAAGGUUGCUUACUAGAUAUGAUGGCAUAACCACAUCAAACUUCCUAUUGAUGUCAACCGCAUACACAACGCUAACAAGAUAUAGACAAAACUAAAGAUAAUGUUUGAUGCUAUUUUUAUACGUGGACUGAGAAAGUUUUGGUGAAUAAAUAAUAUCGUUCUCCUGCAGGAUUCGACAUUGACGGUAUUCAUUAGGCAUUGGAAUGCUGCUUAUUUCCUCGGGACAGCAACAUUGGUAUGCCCAGCAUUCCGUCCGGAAUACCGGUAUUUGUAUACCUGGCCCGGUCCUGAUGACACUAAUUGAUAGAACACCACUGCGUCAACUAAAAAGCCAUUCAACUGUGAUAAAUCCGGCACAAGUGUUAAAAGCGACUCUACCUAACUGCAGUGGUUCACAGGCGUUAUUCUCAACAACCACUUUUAAACCAUUGAAUUGAAAUUGCCCCAUCAACAAAUGCAUCCAAUGUAACACUCAUAAGAUUAAUAAGAGACCAGUAACGUUCUAACCCAUGUAUUUCUUGUAUAUAAAUAUCAUAUAGAGGUAUCCAUAUACUCUUGUUUGUUUGUAAAUAUGGAACUUGAAGAGUAUUCAGUGAUUUAUAUAAUAUUAUCAUUUAU
Messenger RNA from Pecten maximus, 1832 nucleotides. Its product is annotated as L-methionine gamma-lyase-like. The record is from RefSeq and is a predicted model, not a curated record. Gene Ontology annotation, cellular component: cytoplasm. Gene Ontology annotation, biological process: transsulfuration. Lineage: Eukaryota; Metazoa; Mollusca; Bivalvia; Pectinida; Pectinidae. Gene Ontology annotation, molecular function: carbon-sulfur lyase activity; pyridoxal phosphate binding.